Messenger RNA from Batrachochytrium dendrobatidis JAM81, 903 nucleotides. RefSeq lists its product as uncharacterized. Lineage: Eukaryota; Fungi; Chytridiomycota; Chytridiomycetes; Rhizophydiales. The record is from RefSeq and is a predicted model, not a curated record. The coding region runs from base 1 to 903 and encodes 300 amino acids. The transcript has a single exon.
AUGUGCCAAGUAUUACCGAGUAGAACCCUUAAAGCACCAUCAACCCAUUUGCCCGUUCCUGGUGUUCCGGAUAUUCUUCCCGACGAUCUUCAAAGUAUCAUUGAUCUUCUUGGAGAUUACACCAACUAUGGCCAACCCAAUUUCGAUUCGUUUGAUUCUAAUCAAGGUCCAUUGACUAAAACCCUGAUAUCUAACACAGAGAUUGAACCAUCUCAAAAUGCAAUGUUACCAGAAAGCACCACUCAGCCAUCAGAUAAGGUAUUUAAUCAACAUCACGAUACCCUCUCGGUGCAUACCUUAUCUCCUGGCAUGACCGUAAUCAAAACUAUUGCGGAAAUUUCUGGCAAGAACGAUCAAGACGGAAUUUUGCACAAGUCGGAUGCAGCAACUCCACCACAGCCAGCUUCCCAUAAAUCUAUUCUACGUGAUAAAACUCUGCUGUUUGGCGUAAUUUCUGCAAUGGGGAUCAUUGCUACAGUAGUGCUAGUUGUUGCUGGGUCGGUAAUGGCAAAGUUUCAGUGGAGGCAUUGGGUUUCUGUCAAUCGUAUCAACACGAACCCUGACAAGUCAAAGCUUAGGCAUACUCAGGAGUCCGGAGUUGCAUACCCAUCAGGUUUAACGUACGAUUGGAGUGAUGAUGAAGUAGAUUUAGGAGAUCUGGGGGAAAAAAGAAGAGUGUCGUCAAUCACUCAUGGCAAGAGUAGACGAGAUUUGAUUAAUGAUGAUGAGUGGUGUACUCAGCAACUUUACACAUCUGACCUAAAAGUAGCUCGUGUAGAUUGGCACACGGUUAAAGCGACAUAUCCAAAUAUCAUUGACGAGGAUGAGAGUGUUGGAUCUGCAUUAGGCAGUUUGAUGGAUAAUAUAAUUGACCCUUGGGAUGGAGUCCAAAAACAAUACUGA